This is a messenger RNA of Leptonychotes weddellii (Weddell seal), 2363 nucleotides long. Lineage: Eukaryota; Metazoa; Chordata; Mammalia; Carnivora; Phocidae. The record is from RefSeq and is a predicted model, not a curated record.
AUGGCAGUUGACUUCGGGGACCACGCCAGCGGGUUCCGCCACACGGAGGUGAUCAGGUUCAUCAACAACGAAGUGCUCAUGAACGGCGGCGGUCCAGAUUUCUACGUGACCUUCCGCUCACGGCCCUGGAAUGAGGUGGAGGACCAGCUUCGGACCGUCGUGGUCGACCCUCAGGUACCGCGCACCACUAAGAGAGCCUGUGCCUGGAGCGCGCUGGCCUUGAGUGUGCGCGCGGCCGCGAGGCAGCGGGAGCAGCAGGCGCACCGCGUGCGGCGGCUGCAGGAGCAGGUGGAGGAGCGCGAGAUGGCUACCUGGGCCCUGGCCUCCGAGCUGCAGCGGCUGCGUGGGGAUCGAGAGGAAGUGGCCACGCAGUUGCGCUUCACGCAGGUCGCCCUGCAGCAGGCGCUGCUCGAGUGUGAUGUGCUUCGUGGGCGGCUGCUCCACGUGGAUAGGUCGGCCCAGGUCAUCCCGCUGGCCCGUGAAAUACUGCCUGCGCCUCGAGCCGAGCAGCAUGGGGCUAUAGCCGGGCCCCUGAAUGCUGAGCAGCAGAGAGAUGUGGUUGCCGUGGGGUUUCCUGGUAGGCUGUAUUUUGAGGCCCAGGUGCGAGCCCCAGCAGCUGUUCUUCACAUGCCAGGACCCCCAGGUCCCAGGGCUCAGGCCAUACAACCCCCUCUGCCAAUGCCGGUGCCAUACUCACUUCCAUUGCAAGCACCACUCCCAGUGGGAAUCCCUUUCUUGCCGCCUCUGCCACCACCAGUAGUCAUGGAUGCAGAAGCUGCAGUAGUCCCGCUUCAGAUGCUUCCUCUGGAGACCUACCCACCUGGUCCAUGUGCUGCAGUGGGCUUCCGGGAGGAGGGGGCCCCACCAUGGGACCAAAGGAAUUACAGCCAGGAGGGAGGUCCUGGGAUCUUCCGGAGUACAGUCCCCCUGGGGAAUAUCAGAAACCCUAGCCAGGAAGGUCUAGAGAGGCCUCAGGGGAUGGUCCCCCUUAGGGAUAGCUGGAGCCACAGCCAAGAAGAAGGUCCAGAGGGGGCCCAGGGGAUGGGUCCUCCUGGGGACAGCUGGAGCCUCAGCCAGGGAGCAGAUCAAGGGACACCCCAGGGGGCGGUAUCCCUUGGGGAUAGUUGGAGCCAGAUCCAGAAAGAAGGUCCAGAGAAGGCCCAGGGGAUGGUCCCCUCUGGGGAUAGCUGGGGCCAGAGUCAGGAAGAAGGUUUAGAGAGGCCCCAGGGGAUGGUCCCCCUUGGGGAGAGCUGGAGCCUCAGCCAGGAAGAUUCAGAGAGAUUCCAGGAGGUGGUUACCCUUGAAUUUCCAAAAAGACCCCAAGGGGUGGCCCCCCUUGGUGCCAGCAGGAGCAACAACCAGGAAGAAGAUGUAGAGAGGUCCCAGGACGUGGUUCCCCUGGGGGUCAGUGGGAGCCACAGCCAGGAAGAAAAUCCAAAAAGACCCCAAGGGAUGGCGCCCCUUGGUGCCAGUAGGAGCAAUAGCCAGGAAGAAGAUAAAGAGGGGCCCCAGGAGGUGGUACCCCUGGGGGCCAGUGGGAGCAACAGCAAGGAAGAAGGUCCAAAAACACCCCAAAGGAUGGCCCCCCUUGGUGCCCGUAAGAGCUACAGCCAGGAAGAAGAUCCAGAGGGGGCCCAGGAGAUGGUAUCCCUGGGGGCCAGUGGGAACCAUGACAAGGAAGAAGGUCCAGAAAGACCCCAAGGGAUGGCCCCUCUGGGGGAUAACAGUAGCCAAAGCCAGGAAGAAGAUCUGGAGAGGCCCCAGGGGACUGGUCCCCUGGGGGACAGCAGAAGCAACAGCCAGGAAGAAGGUCCACAGAGGCCCCAAGGGAUGCUCUCCCUGGAGUUUCUCAGGAGUCACAGUCAGGAAGAAGGUCCACAGAGGCCCCAAAGGAUGCUUUCCCUGGGGUUUAGCAGGAGUCACAGCCAGGAAGAAGGUCCACGGAGGCCCCAGGCAACCCCGCCGGGGGAUGGCUGCAGCCAAAGUAUGAGGGAAAACCCAAAGAUACAGCAGCCUCCGGGGCAGAAGACCAAGCAACCAAAAGGGAAAAAAGCUUUGGAUUCCAAGCACCAGGAGAAAUCUGUCUCAAGAUGCAGUCCAGUGAAUUGGGACUGCCCAUGGUGUAAAGCCAUGAAUUUUUCAUGGCGCAAGGCCUGUUAUAAAUGCAAGAAAGUCUGUGUGGCAGGUGAGAGUAGAGGCCGGGACCCAGGACAAAUUUACUGACUUCAAGAAGCCCCACAGAACUUGUUUGUUGCUGAAGAAGCUGAACCCGUCCCAUUAGAAGAUUUCCCAAGAGUCUAAAGAAAUCACACCUUGAUUCCAGCUGACCCGCACCUCAUUGAGACCCCCCAUUGGCUGGAACU